AUGUGGCUCUACCGGGGCGCGCAGUCGGCCGUCUUCUACUAUGCCACUUGCACCCCGUGUGCUAUGAGCAUUGACCGUCGCAAACGCAAGAAGGAUGCUGCUCGAACACAACGCCUGAAGGAAAAAUACGACCCCGAGAUCGUUACCGACCAACCUCAGCCGUUCCCCCAGCCGACUCCAUUCAGUACCAAUGCAGGGUGGCGGGAGGAAAUUGUCCUCGGCCCAGGCCCUCCAACUCGCCGCGGUGGCAAUCGCAAUCCUCAACGGACGAAUAGUUGGAAAUCAGACGACAGUUUGCAAGUGAAAGAUAAGAGUGGGAGCUUGAUGCACCCGAUCGGCGAACGCUGGAAUCGCCUACGAAACCAACGCGAAGAUGAACCCCUCUGGGGUCAGGAAUUGGAAGUACGCGGAUCGUCCAUUGGAUUCUCAGGUCGUGGCCGUGCAGACCCUUAUGAGCCCUCUAAGUAUUACACUGCUCGUGUACCCCCCGUCAACGAUCUUCACCCACCAAUCGUGAGCGGCCCGAUCAGCCGCGCCGAAACUCGAUGGAUGCUCCAACCACCACCUAGCGCGAGGGUCAUGGCUGGCAAAGAAAGUUUCGCCAAUUCGCCUCGCGACAGUGUAGGUGGUUUACCUGGCGACCGUUUAUCUCGUGCCACCCAGCACGGCUCUCGUCGGAACGAGCUACUGGCCGCGGCGCGUGUCAGUAACGAUGGAACCCCCGAUAGCGAUCCUACUCAGCAGACUCUACCACGACGGCCAUCAGUAACCCGCUUGCGUGAUCGCUCCAAUAGUUUCUCACGUGAAGACUUUGAAUAUUCACGGCAUUCUCGAUCCGAUUCCAUGUUCUCGCUGGCCAACAGCGACGACCUCUCUCCCAGUUCUUCUUGGAAAUAUCCCGACACCCCUGAAACACGACGGGCGUCUAAAUCAAUUGACGAUAGUGAUAAAAUCCCGCAUCGUCCGCAAAUAUCUAAAACCCUCUCAACCUUGCAAAGACCUGAUAAUAAACACAAGGUCCAUCUUCUUCACCUCGAGAUUAACGAUGACAAUCCCGAUGAGGUCGGCCUCGGUCAACUAGAACGCAUUCGCCCGUGGCGCUGGAGCAUGGAUAUUUAA
This is a messenger RNA of Penicillium verhagenii, 1119 nucleotides long. RefSeq lists its product as uncharacterized. The record is from RefSeq and is a predicted model, not a curated record. NCBI's taxonomy places the organism in Eukaryota, Fungi, Ascomycota, Eurotiomycetes, Eurotiales, Aspergillaceae. The transcript has a single exon. Bases 1 to 1119 code for a protein of 372 amino acids.